AUGACAUUGAACCCUCGGGGUACAGGGCUGAGGCGGGCAAGUGGUGGCGCCAUGGACCCGCGCGGCGCGCGCGGCGCCGACCGCCCGCCCAACCCGCGCGCCCGCGCCUCCCCGCUGUCGGCGCUCACCUUCGGCUGGGUGCUGGGCACCUUCUGGCGCGGCUACCAGCGCGACCUCGAGGUGGACGACCUGACGCAGCCGCUCACCGAGCACCGCAGCGACCUCCUCGGCGACGUCUUCGAGAACUUUCGACAAUUUUCUCUUUUUUCCUUUCUUAAUACCCAUUACAUCGACUGUCAAUAUACACUAUUUUCCAUUUUUCCUCCUCGCCAAUAUUCUUUAACAUCAUAUCAUCUCUUCCCGCUUUCCCUCACAAAGUGCGGAUCUUCGUCACAUGUAGUCUGCCUCGCCCAAGCACAGCGUAGUGAGCGAGUGCGUUCGCUCAGGCGCUGGUCCGAGGAGACGCGGCGCGCGGCGCGGCGCGGGGGUGCGCGGCCCAGUCUGACGCGCGUGCUGGCGCGCGUGUUCGGCGUGCAGCUCGCGCUCUACGGCCUCGUCCUCGCCGCCAUGGAGCUCGGCCUCAGAGUGGCGCAGCCCAUCUUCCUUGGGCGACUGGUGCUGUCGUUCAGCAGCGAGUCGGAAGUGUCCCGCGACGCGGCCCUGGGGUACGCCGCGGGCGUGGUGUUGUGCUCUGUCGUCGACGUCUGCGUCACCCACCCUUACUUCAUGGGACUCUCCCACAUGGGCAUGAAGAUGCGCGUGGGCAGCUGCUCGCUGCUGUACCGCAAGGCUCUGCGCUUGAGCAAGACGGCGCUGGGAGACACGACGGCCGGGCAGGUGGUGAACCUGCUGGCCAACGACGUGGCGCGCUUCGACCUCGCGCUCAACUUCCUGCACCACCUUUGGGUGGGCCCCGUGGGGACGGCGCUCGUCACCUACAUCAUGUACUGCGAAGUGGGGGUCGCUGCGGUCGUUGGUGUCGUUACCGUUCUCCUCUUCAUCCCGCUGCAAGCGGCCCUGGGGAAGCGCGUGGCGGCGCUGCGCCUGCGCGCGGCGGGGCGCACGGACGCGCGCGUGCGCCUCAUGGGCGAGAUGGUGGGCGGCGUGCGCGCCAUCAAGAUGCACGCGUGGGAGCGGCCCUUCCAGGCGCUCGCGGCGGCGGCGCGCAGACGAGAACUGAAGUGCAUCGAGUCGUCGUCGCACAUUCGCGGCGUGACUCUCGGCUUCAUGAUGUACAACACGCGGAUCUCAAUUUUCGCGUCCGUGCUGGCGUACGUCUUCACCGGCGGCAUCGUCACGCCCGAGAAGGUAUUCCUGAUCGUGGGAUACUAUAAGAUUCUAGGCCAAACGAUGGCGUAUUUCUUCCCUGUAGGCCUAAAUCAACUCGCAGAAGUGUUAGUGUCAAUCAGACGCAUAGAGAAUUUCCUGCUGCACGAGGAGUCGCCGCGCUGCGCCGAGCGCAAGGCGGAGGCGGAGGCGGUGGCGGCGCCGCCCGCCUGGUCGGAGGAGAUCGCGCUGAUGGAGAAGGCUCCGGAGAAGCCGCCGUCCGCCAACAACGCCAACAACAACGCCGCCAACAACGCCAAGAACGCCUCCGCCCGCGCGUUCGUGGCGCACGCCGCCCCGGGCGUGGAGCUGAGCGACGCCAGCGCCAAGUGGUCGGGCGACGCCGCCGGGGAGGACACGCUGAGUCACGUGACGCUGAGCAUCGGCGCCGCGCAGUGCGUGGCCGUCGUGGGGCAGGUGGGCGCCGGCAAGACGUCGCUGCUGCACGCGCUGCUGCGGGAGCUGCCGCUGCGCGCCGGGACGCUGGAGGUGCGGGGGCGAGUGUCGUACGCGUCGCAGGAGCCCUGGAUGUUCGCGGGCUCCGUGCGGCAGAACAUCCUCUUCGGGGAGCCCUUCGACCGCCACCGGUACAACCAGGUGCUGAGAGCAUGUGCGUUGGACGUUGAUCUAGAGAAUCUGCCGUAUAGCGAUGAAACUAUGGUUGGAGAUCGUGGUAUUUCCCUCUCAGGGGGGCAGCGUGCUCGCAUCAAUCUUGCCAGAGCUGUGUAUAAAGACGCUGAUAUCUACUUGCUCGAUGAUCCAUUGUCAGCUGUGGAUGCUCGUGUGAGCAAACAUCUCGUUGCUGAAUGCAUCAAAGGAUACCUUGCAGGCAAGGUGAUAGUACUGGUUACACAUCAAUUGCAGCAUCUUCAGGACGUAGACCACAUUUAUGUAAUGUGCAACGGUUCAGUAUUGCUGGAAGGUACAUUUGCUGAACUUCAAGAAUCAGAAACUGGUCUUCUACAGUUCAUGGAGACUGACACAAAUGCUGCAGACGGAGACAAAAUGAAAGAAAAUUCUCCAGCACCUGAGCCUGCUUCUCAAACUCACAUGUCCAAAGAUAAGUCAACAAAAGUUCCAUCAGAGGAAAAGGAAGCUCAGACCCUUGGAGUUGUUGCUGGCCAAGUAUAUACUGGCUAUUUCGCUGCAGGUGGCAAUUGGUGUGUCAUUUCUACAUUAUUCUUGCUGUUUAUUGCCACUCAAGUAGCUGCUAGUGGAGCUGAUUAUUGGAUAACAUAUUGGGCUAAAGCAGAGGAACAUUUUCACUUGAAUCACACAAUGUCUUCAAAUUCCAAAUUUGAAAACUCUACCAUUCCCGUUGAUAUAAUAAAUUAUGAAGAUGAGAUUCUAUCCAGAGAAGACUACAUUUUCAUAUACGCAAGCAUCAUUGCAGCAGUAGUUAUUUUGUCCUUGGUUCGUUCUUUUGUUUUCUUCAGAGUUUGCAUUCGUGCUUCUCAAUACUUGCAUAAUGUAAUGUUCCGCUGUGUAACACAUGCGAAAAUGAUCUUCUUCAAUGCAAAUCCAUCAGGAAGAAUUCUGAAUCGUUUUUCAAAAGACAUGGGUGCUGUGGACGAAAUAUUGCCUCAGUGCAUGAUGGACACAUUCCAGAUUGGUCUAGCACUACUAGGCAUAGUUGUUGUUGUGGUAGUAGUCAACUACUGGCUUAUCAUUCCCACUGUGAUUAUGGGUAUUAUGUUCUACCUGAUGCGACAGUUCUAUCUUGCAACUUCAAGAAGUGUGAAACGUCUUGAAGGAAUCGCUCGCAGUCCUGUCUUUUCUCACUUGACUGCUUCCUUACAAGGCCUUACUACCAUUCGAGCAUGCAGAGCAGAAGACACUCUUAUCAAGGAAUUUGAUAAUCAUCAGGAUCUUCAUUCAUCUGCCUCGUAUAUGUUUAUUGCCCUGUCACGUGCCUUUGGUUUUUGGCUAGAUUUCAUUUGUGCAGCUUACAUCACAGUUGUAACUUUCAGUUUCUUUGUGAUGGGGACAGAUGUUUUCGGUGGCAAUGUGGGAUUGGCAAUUACCCAGGCUAUUGCUCUGACCAGUAUGUUUCAAUGGGGGAUGCGACAGUCUGCUGAAAUGGAAAAUCAGAUGACUGCUGUGGAACGAAUUAUGGAGUACUCUAAUUUGGAACAAGAACCUCCACUUGAAUCACCUCCAGGAGAAGGUCCUCCAUCUGAUUGGCCAAGUAAAGGCUGUGUUGUUUUCAAGGAUGUGUCAUUGAAAUAUAAUCCUUCUGAAGCAGCUAUAUUGAAGAAUCUCAACUUCCAAAUUUUGCCAGGAGAGAAGAAGUGGAAGAUGGGCCCUGGUUAUAAGGAGACCACUGUUCCCAAGGACAAGUUUCCAAGAUUGUUGAACUCUCUUGUGAUGGCACCAGCAGUAAAUGCUGAGAGCAACAUUAAGGCUGGAUUUGAAAAAUGUGGUAUCAUAUCAUUCAAUCCAAAUACAGUAAUAAGCAAGGUCCCUGGUGUUGAGAGUUAUGAAGGACCCACAAAUGUAGGGGAUGUUGAUCAAGCUCUAAUCCAUCUGUUGCAAGAGUUGAGAAGGAGCGAUAAAAUGCCUGUGAGACAACAGCGAUCUAGGGUUCCUCUUCAUGCCGAAGAAAGUGUUGGCAUUGUUGGUCGAACUGGAGCAGGCAAAUCUUCUCUUAUUAGUGCCUUGUUCAGGUUAGCAGAGUUGGAAGGUACCAUUUUGUUGGAUAAUAUAGACACAAGCAGUGUUGGACUUCAUGAUUUGCGUCACAAAAUCUCCAUCAUUCCUCAAGAGCCUGUCCUAUUCACUGGAACCCUUCGUAAAAACUUAGACCCAUUUGAUGAAUUUGAUGAUAUGGCUCUUCUAUGUGCCCUUGAUGAGGUGGAACUUGGUGAGAUGGUGCAUGAUCUACCAGCUGGUCUCAGCACAAAGGUGUCAGAAGGUGGUUCCAAUUUCAGUGUCGGGCAGCGUCAACUGGUGUGCCUUGCUCGUGCAAUCCUCAGAGAUAAUCGCGUGCUGGUGCUAGAUGAAGCAACUGCUAAUGUGGAUCCCCAGACUGAUGCACUUAUACAAAAGACAAUAUGCCAGAAGUUUGCUUCUUGCACAGUCCUUACAAUAGCUCAUCGUCUCCAGACAAUUAUGGACAGUGAUCGGGUCCUUGUAAUGGAUGAGGGGAGUAUAGUGGAAUUUGGUCAUCCUCGCAACUUAUUGGAAAACAAAGGUGGUCAUUUUUACAAGUUAGUGCACAUGACCGGCCAUGGUAUGGCUAAACAGCUGACAACAACUGCUGAAGCAGGAUGCAAACUGACAAUGGAGAUUCCCUAGUGUUUGAUGUCCCCUGUUGGAAAAGCAUUUAUUUGUCUCUGACAAGGACACAGGUAAUCCUAUAUCUAAUUGCCUUAUUUAUGAUUUUCACUCUUUGAAAUGUUCAAAUCAAGGACAUUAGAAAAUCAAACGUCAAGAGCAACC
Gryllus bimaculatus (two-spotted cricket) is the source of this 4767-nucleotide messenger RNA. NCBI's taxonomy places the organism in Eukaryota, Metazoa, Arthropoda, Insecta, Orthoptera, Gryllidae. The record is from the annotation of a GenBank genome assembly.